GGAGUUUCAGUGUUUAGUCUGCCGCGCCGCAGAGCAGAAGGAAUAACACUGACACACGAUGGAAGGAACUGACGAUGGCGAAAUAUUCAAAUCUUUGAUGCCGUGUGAUCCCAGCAAAAUUCCGAAUGUGACACUGACUGACUACCUUUUCGGGUUUCUUAAAAAACGUCUGCACGCCGUCGCAGAAAACCCCUGGUUGAUUGACGUCUGCACGGGAAAGAGAGUGUUGUUCGGGGAAGUGGAGGAGCUGGCAAGAAAAGUGGCGAGUGGCUUGGCUCGCCGCGGAUUCGCAAAAGGCGACAUUCUUUACUUUGUUUCUUAUGAAAUUGUGAACAUCGGAAUUCUGCAAUUAGCCGUUUGGCUUUUGGGAGGAGCGACUCGGGGUAGUUUCCAAAUUGAGGAACCAGAGGAAUUUAGACGUCAAAUAGAUCAGGUUCAGUGCAAAUUUCUGGCUGUCGAUUCUGAAACCGUGCAGUCAAUUAAAAAAGCGAUUGCUCUUGCUGAUUACGAGUGCACGCUUAUCAAUGUCGGGGACUCGCAAGUUGAAGACACUUUGGAAUUUUCAGACUUGGCAAAUGAUGACGGAACAGCAUUUCCUGCCGCAACAGAUAUAGAUCCGGAGAAUGAUGUUUUGUUCAUCUGCAACACAAGUGGAAGCACUGGCACGCCUAAAGGAGUGAUGCACACGCACAAAAAUAUCGUUAGCUUGAUGGCAAGUUUUGAAGCGCUGUUUGCCAAUUACGGAUAUGAUGAGAGUUUACUCCUCACAGCCAGCAACUUCGCGAUUUCCAUUUUUUGGGUAUCCUGCGUGUACCUCGCGACUGGCAAUACCGUCUACUGCAUCGGCAGGUACAAGAAGGAAGAGUACCUUGACCACGUACUCAAAUACAAGCCAAAGAAAAUGUCGCUGUAUCCAUACAUCUCCAGUUGGCUAGCGCGUUCCUCUGAACUGCAAAAGCACGAUCUCAGCUUCAUAAAGGAUAUUACGCUUGGUGGGUCGGUCAUGGAUCCGACAACGAUGCGCCUUCUGCAGAAGGGCUUCCCCAAUGCCGAAAUCAACAUGACAUACGCAUCUACAGAGACCAUCGCAGUCUCCAUUCAUUUUAAAAGGUCCGAUCUUCCGCAGUUUGGAUUUUCUCCUGAUGGCGAAGAAAUGGUGUCCUCGGGAAUUUUAUGUCCACUGAUGCAGGCAAAGAUACUUGAUUUGGAGACAGGGAAACUGCUUGGGCGCAACAAGCUCGGCAAACUCUGCAUCAAAGGGAUGCACGUCAUGAAAGGUUACUUGAUCGAAAAAGACAAAGAGCCAAACAGAUCGUGCUUUGACGAAGAAGGCUGGUUUGACACUGGGGACGUAGCAUUUUUCGAUUCAACUGGCCAACUGUUUGUGAGAGAAAGAGUUUCCUCCAUGUUCAAAUACUACAUGCAUUUCGUGAACCCUACUGAAAUCGAAGCUAUUCUGCAAGAGCACCCCGCCGUCCAAAUGGCCUGCGUGAUCGGCGUGCCAAACAAGGAAACCACAAACCUCGCAAAAGCUAUUGUUGUUUUAAAGGAAGGAAACACCACCUCUGAAGAGGAACUGCUCAAGCUUGUGGCGGACAAGCUGCCUUUUUACAAACAUCUCUACGGCGGACUGCAGUUUGUCGAUUCGCUGCCCGAAAAUAAAGGGAGAAAACUAGAUAGAAUAGCUAUAACGAAACUGUACUCCUAGACAUGCCGCAUAUUUUUUUUAUCAACAGUCAAACUUGAAGGAUAAUAAUUUGAAACGGGCAUGAAUUAAGAAUUGAAUUUUCGCUAAACACGCUCAAAAUAUUAUAUUUUCCGUCAGCUUGUAGAUUUGCAGAGCAGAAAUGUUUUAAACGCCUACGUUCCUCGCUGAAGUAUGUUUUAUAUCUUAGUUCCUCAGGAAGAGACUAGACAACUAUAGUAGAUAUUUGAGAGAACGUUAUGAUUUUAUUUUUGAAAUAAUGAUUUACUAAAUUGUUAAUGGAUUUUAAUAAAUAACAUAAAUAUGCUACUGGCUAAA
Cloeon dipterum is the source of this 2023-nucleotide messenger RNA. RefSeq lists its product as uncharacterized. The record is from RefSeq and is a predicted model, not a curated record. The coding region runs from base 59 to 1708 and encodes 549 amino acids. Gene Ontology annotation, molecular function: CoA-ligase activity. The transcript has 11 exons. NCBI's taxonomy places the organism in Eukaryota, Metazoa, Arthropoda, Insecta, Ephemeroptera, Baetidae.